This is a messenger RNA of Arachis duranensis, 2488 nucleotides long. Its product is annotated as putative cysteine-rich receptor-like protein kinase 20. The record is from RefSeq and is a predicted model, not a curated record. The coding region runs from base 45 to 2360 and encodes 771 amino acids. Gene Ontology annotation, molecular function: ATP binding; chitin binding; protein kinase activity. NCBI's taxonomy places the organism in Eukaryota, Viridiplantae, Streptophyta, Magnoliopsida, Fabales, Fabaceae. Gene Ontology annotation, biological process: carbohydrate metabolic process; protein phosphorylation. The transcript is spliced from 7 exons.
UGGACUUGAAUCAUAACUUUUCACAUACAACUUUGCCACUAGUGAUGGCUUCAACAUCAAUGCUUAGUUGCUUCUUCUUACUCAUCUUCCUUCCUCUCACUCUCAGAUAUCACACUGUUGCACACACUGCAUCAUCAUCGACAUGGGUCAAAGCUGGUUAUUACUAUUCUGCCAGUGAAAUCUCCGCUUCAGACAUCAAAUCCACACUCUUCACUCACCUCUUAUGCGCUUUUUCCUUCAUUAACUCGACCAACUAUAACAUCUUCAUCAACGCUUCUGAACUUCACAAGUUCUCAGCCUUCACCCAAACAGUUAAGUUCCAAAACCCAACUGUUUCAACGCUUCUAUCCAUCUGGGCUGGUGGCAGAGACAACACUUUCCUUUUCUCAAUGCUAAACCAAUCUUCUCAUAGAAAAUCCUUCAUUCAUUCUUCUAUUACAACAGCAAGGUCACAUGGUUUUCAAGGCAUAGAACUUAAUGGAGCAUCUCCAGUACCGGCUUCGGAGCUUGCCGAUUUCGGGAAACUUCUGGAGGAGUGGCGAGCUGCCAUAACUUCUGAGGCAAGAAACUCCAGUACACCUGAGUUACUGUUAGUGAUGGCGGGUUACUACCUUAGAGCUUCAGAUUCAACGAGUUACCCUUUUGAUUCAAUGCAGAGGAACUUGGAUUGGGUGCAUUUUCUGGCAUAUGAUUACUAUGUUCCUACAAAGAACAAUAUCACGGGUUUUCAUGCAGCUUUGUAUGGUCCAACUAAUUGGGACAACACUGAUUCUGGUAUCAAAGAAUGGAGAAGAAGGGGAUUCUCAUCUAACAAGCUUGUAAUUGGGUUGCCUUAUCAUGGAUAUGCAUGGACACUUGUGAAUCAAGGGGAGAAUUGCAUCGCGGCACCAGCAUCGGGACCUGCCAUUACAAGCGACGGUUCCAUGGGUUAUAAGUUGAUAAAGAGUUUUCUUAGAAGCUUCGGGAAUAAUGGUGUUGCUUCAAGAUUUAAUAACAAUUUUGUGGUGGAUGAGUUCACAGUUGCAGCCACCAUUUGGGUUGAUUUUGAUGAUGUGGAUUCAAUCAGAGCCAAAGUUUCUUAUGCCAAGGAAAAGGGACUUCUUGGCUACAGUGUGUUCCAACUUGCCAACGAUGACAAUUGGGUCCUUUCAAAGGCAGCUCAAGAAGUAGAUGAAGAUCAUCAUAAGAGGAGGUUGUUGAUAAUUGUUCUGCUAUCAACAGUAACUGUCAUAAUUCUGUUGGGAAUAGUGUUUUGCUACUGCCACAGUGGAACCGCAGCCACCAUUACAAAAGCAUUAUACAAAAUAAGGAAAUGUUUAUCAGGAGCUGAACAAGAUCAUGUAGAAGGGAAUGGGUCUGACUUGACUGCAUUCAGUUAUCUCACAAUCAAAAUGGCAACAAAUAACUUCUCAAGAGAUAAUAAACUUGGAGAGGGUGGAUUUGGCACGGUUUAUAAGGGAAAAUUACGAAAGGGGCAGGAGAUAGCUGUGAAAAGGCUCUCAGAAAGCUCGAAUCAAGGCCUAGAAGAGUUCAAAAAUGAAAUCACGCUUACAGCAAGAUUACAACAUGUGAAUUUGGUUAGACUUCUGGGUUACUGCACAAAAAGGGAUGAGAAGAUUUUGAUCUAUGAAUACCUACCAAACAAAAGCUUAGAUCAUUUUCUCUUUGAUCCAAGGAAAUCAAUUCUUUUAGACUGGAGCAAGCGUGCCAACAUCAUUGAAGGGGUUACUCAAGGCCUUCUUUAUCUCCAAGAGUACUCAAAUUUCACCAUAAUCCACCGAGAUCUCAAAGCCAGUAAUAUUUUAUUAGACCAUAAUAUGAAUCCCAAGAUAUCAGAUUUUGGGAUGGCAAGAAUUUUCAGGAAAUAUGACCUUGAAGCAAACACAAGCAGGAUUGUUGGGACAUACGGUUAUGUACCUCCUGAGUAUGUGAGAAAAGGCAUAUACUCGACGAAGUACGAUGUUUAUAGCUUUGGAGUUCUUCUGUUGCAAAUCAUAAGUGGGAAGAGGACUUCAUGUUACUAUGGACCACAUGAAAAUAUGAACCUGUUGGAAUAUGCAUAUGAGCUGUGGAUGGAGGGAAGAGGUGUGGAAUUUUUAGACCCUUCAUUAGAUGAUACAACAUCAGCGUGUAAACUCAUGAGAUGCAUGCAAGUAGCUCUUUUGUGUGUUCAAGAGAACUCUGCAGAUAGACCUUCCAUGUUGGAAGUUGAUUCAAUUCUCAAGAAUGAAACUGCAGCUAUUGGUAGUCCCAAAAUGCCUGGUUUUUCAGUGAAGAAACAUGAAGAUGAUGAGAAAGAAAGAUCCAUAAAAUAUGUUUCAAUUAAUGAUGUUACAAUUUCUCAAAUGAUACCAAGAUGAUGAUUGCAUGGAGCAGAACAUGCAAUGUAAUGCACAGAGAAAUUAUAUUUACACCACUCUGUAUAUUUUCCUUUUAUAAUAUAAAAGUGUAUAUAUCAUUCCGGUUAAUUUAAACCUUUCAUAAUAAU